AUGGGGAUGCUGCUUAUACUGAUUUUGAAUUUGAUGAUAUCGAUCGUUAUACAAUCAAGAAGGAUAUCAGCUCAGUCUCUGCCUGGCUGCCCAAAUAAAUGUAAGAAUGUCACAAUUCCGUACCCAUUUGGUACGAGAGAAGGCUGCUACUUGAACGAAUUAUAUUUUGUAAACUGUAAAAAUUUAAGAAUUUUUAACACUAGCAUCCAAGUGUUAGAGAUAUCACCAGAUGGUCAUAUGCGUGGCUUAUUACCAAUAUCCUAUCGUUGUUACAACGAGCGUGGUUUUGAAAAUGGUUCAGAACCUAGAAUAUGGUUGUCAAGAUUCCCGCUCUCAAGCUUACAGAACGUUUUGACCACAGUUGGGUGCGAUGCUAGAGCCAACAUGAAGGUUGCUUAUGGUGAGGACUACAUAACCGGAUGUUUAACAAAUACUGGCUGCAAUAUGAUAACCAAUGGUUCCUGUUUAAGCUUGGGUUGCAGCCAGAUUUCAGUUCCUAUGAACGUGACAAGUUUUCGGAUCCAUACACAGGAUAACACAAACAUGAAUGUCGGCAAAUGGAGGUUCAAUAAUUGCACAUAUGGGUUUCUAGUUGAGAAGGAUAGUUACACGUUUAGUGCAACUGACCUUUAUAAUAUGCAGAAACAGUCUUUUCCUGUAAGUUUUAUAUGGACGGUUGGAAACACAGGUUGUGAAGAAGCUCAAGCGAAUCCUACAACUUAUGUAUGCGCAGAAAAUAGUGUAUGUGUCGAUGAUAUAAUUGGGUAUCGUUGUCAAUGUGCUCAAGGGUACCAGGGAAACGCAUAUCUUCCAAAUGGAUGUCAAGAUGUUAAUGAGUGUGAAGACGCCCUUCUACACAGCUGCACACAUAUCUGUAAAAACACUGUGGGAAAUCAUACAUGCCACUGCCCCAAGGGUUACAGUGGGGAUGGUCUAAAGGAUGGAACUCGUUGCACAAAAAACAGGACAAGCGCACAGAAACUUGGAAUAUAUAUGGGCAUCAGUAUGGGCAUCGUUGUAACAUCCAUCACAAUGUUUCUGUCAUAUUGUUUUUUGAAACAAAGACGUCUUGCCAAACAAAAAGAAAUGAUAUUCAAGAGAAAUGGAGGGAAGAUUUUCGAAAAGAUACUUUCUGAAUCUGAAGGAUCGACACAGAUUGUCAAAAUUUUCACCGAAGAUGAGCUUAAGAAGGCAACAAAAAACUUCAGUCCAUACAAUGUUGUUGGUCAAGGAGGUUUUGGAACGGUUUAUAAAGGCAUUUUGAUAGAUAAUACCGUGGUGGCAAUCAAGAAGUCAAAAGUGAUUGAUCCAAACCAAAUAGGACAGUUUGUUAAUGAGGUGGUACUUUUAUCGCAAAUCAAUCAUCCUAAUAUUGUAAAGCUGGUGGGCUGCUGUCUCGAGACAGAUGUUCCUUUACUAGCGUAUGAGUAUAUAGUCAACGACACAUUGUUCCAUCACUUGCAUGGAACAUCUCGUGGCUCUUUGUUAUCAUGGAGGAUGAGGUUAAAAAUUGCACUUGAAACUGCAGGAGCUAUUGCUUAUAUGCAUUCGGCUACCAAAAUUAUACAUAGAGAUAUCAAAUCUUCUAAUAUACUGUUAAAUGAUGAUUAUAGUGCCAAAGUUUCCGACUUUGGGAUUUCACGUUCCAUUCCGAAGAACAAAAUGGAGGUCUCCACAGCCGUUCAAGGAACACUUGGAUACAUAGACCCCGAGUACUUCAUUUCAGGUAUUUUGACUGGGAAGAGUGAUGUUUAUAGCUUUGGGGUUGUACUAAUGGAGCUGCUCACUGGGGAAAAAGUAAAUUCCGCAAUUGGAACUAGAACGUACCAAUCUCUGGUAGACCAUUUUGUUUUGUUACUGAAAGAGGACCGUUUGUUUGAAAUUCUAGACGACCAAGUGAAGCUAGAUGCUACUCAUGAUCAACUUAAUCGAGUUGCCCACCUUGUCAAGUCAUGUGUUAGUCCUCAAGCCAUGGCAAGGCCUACAAUGGAAGAGGUGAAGCAGGAGCUCCUCGCUCUGCAAGAAAUAUUCGGUUUACCUCAUACUGAUAAGGAAAUUGUAAGCUUCUGUUCCACAGGCUCAUAUGUAACAGAACCAUCAAGCUCACAGAUGUUUUAA
Molecule: messenger RNA, 2118 nt
Organism: Erigeron canadensis
Lineage: Eukaryota; Viridiplantae; Streptophyta; Magnoliopsida; Asterales; Asteraceae
Product: wall-associated receptor kinase 3-like
Exons: 3
Coding region: 1-2118 (705 amino acids)
Biological process (GO): protein phosphorylation; cell surface receptor signaling pathway
Cellular component (GO): plasma membrane
Molecular function (GO): ATP binding; calcium ion binding; protein serine/threonine kinase activity
Source: RefSeq, a predicted model, not a curated record